This is a messenger RNA of Hypoxylon fragiforme, 6868 nucleotides long. Its product is annotated as ARM repeat-containing protein. Gene Ontology annotation, biological process: intracellular protein localization; endocytosis; retrograde transport, endosome to Golgi. The coding region runs from base 169 to 6357 and encodes 2062 amino acids. Gene Ontology annotation, cellular component: membrane; endocytic vesicle; Golgi apparatus. The transcript is spliced from 2 exons. NCBI's taxonomy places the organism in Eukaryota, Fungi, Ascomycota, Sordariomycetes, Xylariales, Hypoxylaceae. The record is from RefSeq and is a predicted model, not a curated record.
ACACACUCUAGUUACAAUACUUGCGACUUUCAACCACCACCGCCAACAACCACAUAUUACAUAUUACAUACCACACAACCACAUAUCGUCUAUUUCUUGUCGCUACCAACGCGAUAAACUGUUCAUAUACCCUCUCUAGCGUUCGAUUCAAUAUAUCCAUGAUUUCCCAUGUCCGCGCCAAGUUCCCCUCCCCGAGAGUCUAACGGGACUGCUCAAGCUGCUCAAGAUGCAGCACCUUCCCACACAUAUCUCACACCCGACCCAACCACCAACCCCGAACUCGACCUGCAGAAGCUUCAGUCACUUCCUGCUGAACAGCAAGACCUAUUCUUGUUCAAUUUCGUCUGCUCCUUGAGCAAACAUGCUCUCAGCUUGCCUGCCGACGACUGCACUGCCCAGCAGUUUUACCUCAAGAAAGAGGUCUUCCAGGUCAUCAACCUUUCUGCGCCCUCACCGAGUCGAGUCAUAAGGACCAAUCUGGGCAAGAUACUUGCCCAUAUUUUUGGGAAUGGAGACAGAAAACUCCUAUUUGAUACCAUAAACGAACUAGUCUCUAUAAUAUCUGCUGCGAAAUCCAAGACCGAGGCCGAUGUUCGAACGAGGCAUGCUGCUGUUAGUUGUUUAGGCGAUGUCUAUGCUGCUGCGGGCGAUAGCGCCAUUGUCCUACACCAAAUGGCCUGUGCUUCCUUAGUCAAGUUGCUCAAGUCGUCUCAGCCUCAUGCUGGCUUACGCGCUGCCGCGCUCAACGCACUAGCCAAGAUUGUAGGCAUGGUACAGGCGAGUAUAGACGAGACUGUCGCGAGAGAUAUUUGGAAACAGGCGCGCAAUGCUGCUUCCGGAGACAAGGGAUCUCUAAUUGUCAUAUCUGCUUGUCGCUGUCUAAAGGUUUUAGCUAGAUGUACCUCGUACUUCGAGAAUUCGAGCGAUUUCGAGAAUCUCAAGUCGACCAUCUUCAAAUCCAUCGACUCUAGCUCUUCACACGUAAGGCAUGCUGCCGCCGAUUGUUUGGCUGAGGCCAUGGUAAAAAACCAUUCGGAAGUUGCCCUUAAUGCCGCGGCAGCAAAAGCCAAGAAGUCUAAAAGUAAAGCUAGUAAGAGGAGCUCGGCUCCGCCAGGCGUUGACCUUGACGAUGAUGAGGACAUCCCAUCACGGCCUGGGAGCCCGGCACCCGGGAAGAGGAGCCAAUAUCUUACGCUAUCAUUAAACGACAUAUUCAAGACUUUAACUACACAAUACGUACGGCUGUCCACCACAAACAGAGCCAGAGCUGCCAUCGGUGUAUGUUAUGGAAGGGUUCUGAAGCGGCUAGGAGAGAAGUUUGUUGAAGCCAACUAUCUAAGAAUCCUUGAAAAUUUGACUAUUGACCUACUGGGUCAUCAAAAUAUCAUCAACAAUCGAUAUAGGCUCCUCAUAUCGCGUCGUAUUAUCGAUACUAUCCUCCAGGUAGUAAUUGGCCAAAAGAUCCUCGGGGAAUCGUGUCAGAUCAGCGUAGCAAAAGUACUUGUCAACGACAUAUUUAAGAAUUACCCUCAAGUACUAAAAGAGCGUCCCGAGCCUACAAAGUCUACCUUGAUUGCAGCACUCGGUGCAGUCGCUUCCCUCGUCAAGUCUCUAGGAUCCGCCGCAAAUAACUUUGCAGAGGCAUGCCGAGAUGGACUACUUCAGGUGUUGCAGCAUCCCAGUUAUAGUGUUCAGGUGUCUGCUUCAUACUGCAUGAAGACAUUCGUCCUUGCAUGUCCUCAGCAGCUGUUACCAUGCCUGUCAGUUUGUAUGAACAGUCUCAGUAGAGAAAUAUCUCUCCUUGGAGGCGCACGAAACUCCCCGAGAAGGUGUAUUGGCUUUGCCCACGGGUUGGCUGCAACACUUAGUGUUAGCCCGUCCCGCCCUCUAUAUGGCUCCCUAGAUAUCAAUAACCGGGUUUAUUCCAUGGCCACAAACCUCCUAAAGACAAGUGGCCAGUCUGAGCUUCGUGUCUCGAGCACCCAGGUUCAGGUAGCCUGGAUUCUCCUAGGGGGGCUUAUGUCGUUAGGACCUAACUUCGUCAAGAUUCAUCUCUCACAACUACUGGUUCUCUGGAAGAAUGCCCUACCAAAGCCACUGGCCAAGGAUAAUUUUGCUCAUCGCAACAUCCUCGAGGUUUCUUACUUGACUCACGUCAAGGAAUGCGCGUUGGGCUCCAUUCUCUCGUUUCUCCAGUUUAACAGCCGCUUAUUGACGGUGGAUGUCUCGAAACGCAUUGCCACCAUGCUUCAAAAUACCAGCAUGUAUCUCAGGAUGCUUCCUUCCAAAAAAACAACUGACGAUAUUUCUCAGAGGCUGACUCCAGCCUUGCAACUGCACGAUCUUGACAUGAUGGUCCAACGACGCGUUCUACAAUGCUACACUAUGUUGGUGAAUCAAAGCCCAGCUGGAGGCAGCGAGGCGCUUCUGCAGUCCAACCUCCUUACCCUAGCAAUAUCUCUAUUUUCAGACCCGGAGAAUUAUGCGGCCAACACUCUAAGCGCAUCUAUUGCUAACGCUGCGGGGACAUUCGAAUCUAUCUGGGACGUUGGCGAUAAUUCUGGCUUCGGGGUCAACAACCUAGUUAGGGGGUUCGAUGUUAAGAAACUCCCUGGACAGAAGGAUGACACGUCCGACAGUCCUCGGAGUGACGAGGCUGAUCCGGACGAAAUCAUCGAUGGCAUACUUUUGUCCCCAAUUUGCCAAUCAUUAGAGCAUGAUGCCGCUGUGCUCUAUGUAGGGGAUGCAGAUCUGUCGACGAACCUUCCAGACCCCCCAGCCACUGAGGUGGUAAACAUGGCAAUCCAGUUAUUCGCAUUUGUGUUCCCUCUAACCCCGGCCAAGGUACAAGAAAGUGUCCUCGAACAAAUUGCCACAUAUAUUUCAGCCGGUCCUUUACAGCGUGACCCGGGACGUAAGGCAGCCAUCAAUGUCAACGUCGCCAGCGCUCUAUUCUUAACCUUGAAGGUUGCCGUCAAGGAGACGCAGUCUCCACCUGGCAACAUCACGAAUAUGGCGGUAGAAAAGCUGCUCCAAGAAAUGACCAGGGGUUUCGUGGUCGAUCCGGAUCAAUACAUUCGCAGUCUCGGAUACGGUGCCAUUGCCCGUCUCUGUAACGCAUGUGGCAACGCGUUCACCAACCACGAGAUUAAGUACUUAGUGGACACCAUUGUGAGCAAUCGGGAACCGAGUGCCCGAGCAGGAUGUGCCAUGGCGCUAGGUUCUAUCCAGGCCAAGGUAGGAGGCAUGGGCGCGGGAUACCAUCUCAAGACCAUCACGGGCAUUUUGAUGUCGCUUUGCAACGAUCCACAUCCGACAGUACACUUUUGGGCCCUCGAGGCCCUGGCUGAUGCUGCCGAUGCUGCAGGUCUUGGGUUUUCGGCAUACGUUUCCGGAACCUUGUGCAUGGUUUCCCAGCUGUACCUUUCUGACACGCACCAUUCCGAGGUAUCCUCUGCCAUUUCCAUGAGCCUAGAGAUGGAUUUAUCGGCUAUCGCUGCCAUUACACAUUGCAUAGACUCUCUCAUCAACGUUGUAGGGCCUGAUUUGCAGGAUUCUACCAAAUCUCGUGAACUUAUUCUCACCCUUGUUGGUCAACUACAAUGCGAGGAGGAUGUUAUUGUGCAGCGCGAAAGUCUGGCAUGUCUCGAGCAUUUGUCACUAUAUGCUCCAGGAUAUAUGGUAUUCAACGAUUAUGUGAAGACUUUACAAAAGUACCUCAACUCCGAUAUCCCUAGCCUCCGCGAUGUCGCGGUAGAUGGCCUUUAUAAUCUGAUGAAGAGGGAUUCCCGCGACGUAUUAGAAGCAGCAGAAUCAGGCUUUGAGGACCAACUCUGGCUCGUCCUAGAUGUCUCGCCCAAUCAUGACGGAAUUCGUAACGUGAUCCGGAACUGGUUGCGUCAGACCUCAUUGACGGAAACGGCAUCUUGGUUACUCCGCUGUCAGAAUGUACUCAAAAUGACACGAGUGAAACCCACGGAAGAUGCUUCCCACCCUUCCAAAGCUCAGACUGCCGCUCUCGACCUACAGGACGAGGAAGUCGCUGGCUUCGCAGUAGCUGCCGGCACUGCCAAGGACGAAAAAGACCUGGUCUCAAGUUCUGAAAUGGAGCCCCUCCGUUGGCAGGUCAGAACUUUUGCAAUGGGUUGUCUUUGUGACAUUUUCCUAUUGAUUGGAAAAGAUGUUGCUACGAAUGGCGAAUCGCCAGCGCAGUCGGCCCUCCAGGCUAGAAUUGCCGAUGUCAUCCGGAUGGCCUUCUCGGCGUCCACGUCUAACGUCCUGGAACUGAGAAUAUGGGGGUUGAAGAUCAUUGGUGCUGUUCUAAGAAUGUUUGGCAAAACACCAGAUCCUGAUUUCGACGAGGCAAUGCUGCUAGAGCAAUAUCAAGCACAGAUCGGCUCCGCAUUGACCCCCGCCUUUGCCGCGGACUCGUCUCCUGAACUCGCCGCGGAGGCCGUCAACGUGUGCGCCGCAUUUAUCUCGACGGGUAUCGUGACCGAUGUUGAUCGUAUGGGUCGUAUACUCAAGACGCUCGUUACGGCCCUUGAGAAUUUCUCGACGGAGACGGAGAAUGCCGGGAUCGGUGAUCUCAAGGGUCUCAGCUCGAAUGCGCAAGUCAUGGUCAAGAUGUCUGUCUAUUCGGCCUGGGCAGAUUUGCAGGUUGCCAGUUCGGAACAAAAGUAUCUACUCGAUGUGCUAAAACCCCACAUAGGCAAGUUGACGCCGUUGUGGCUGGCUUCUCUAAGGGAGUUUGCUCGGUUGAGAUUCGAGCCAGACAUCUCGAUGACGCUAGGACCCCCGUCCAUGUCGGGUAGCCUUGAUACCAUCUACGCAGCUCUCAAUCGAGAAACACUACUUAAGUUCUAUCAAGAAUCUUGGCUGAAGCUCGUUGACGCUAUUGCUAGCCUCAUUGAGCAAGACAGUGAGUUCGUUUUCGAUGCUUUAGAUGGAAAGGAGGCAGAUGCGACGGGUACCAACGGACAUGCCAAGAGUGCCGAUAUCAAUUAUCGUGACGAGCCCGUAGCCUUUUUCUUCGUCCUCUUCGGCAUUGCUUUUGAGGCGCUUGCCACAAGAUCAGGCCAAACCGAUUCCUUGGCUACUCAAGAACAGACACUUGAAAUACUUCAGGCUCUUAAGAAGAUCCUGCACCCAAGUGUUUCUGGCCACGCCAUCUACCGAGAAGCCAUUUUCUCUGAGACCAUGGAUCUGUUAGAUCGUCUUGUCCUGACGGAAGGUCUCGAUGUCCAAGGCGUAAUCGUAGAAAUUGCCCGAGCUCUGUGCGUUGCUCACCCCUCGGCGAGGAAGCAGGAGCAAACCGAAGACGGUGACUUAUCCGAGGAUAUCGAACAGCUAUUCGAGCUCACCCGAAUUAUCGUUCUGGUGCUUUCUGGACUAUUGCCUAACCUGACCGAGGCCAACCAACCCGUACGCCAUCAUUUAACCGAAGAAGCUAUUCUUCUCAUAAGAACUGGGCUCAACGCCAUUGUAGACGCGGCGGAGGUAUUCCCGGUAAUCAUCAAGACGGAUCUGCAUGCGUGUAUCAUUCAUAUCUUCGCGACUAUAUUAGCCACGCCUGCUUGCCAGGAGGUCAUCGUUCCCCAAGCUCUACCGAUUUUCAAGAGGUUUAUGGCAAGCAUGUGCAAAUCUCACGGCGCAGAGGGAAGAGAGGCUAUUGACAUGCAGAUAGAGGGAUGUCUACGCCGCUACCUAUCUAUUUAUCUAAAUGCGCAAAGACGGGAGGCUCCGACCUCUCUACAAUGCGUCAAGAACUGCUUGCUUGCCAUCACGAUCCUCUUCACCGGUGGAAGUAAUGAGCUUGCAGCCAGCGAUCGCCUCGUUGCCAAAUAUCUAGACGAAGUGAUUGAUUGUCUAACCGAUCGCAUGACGGCGAGAAUCGCAGCGAAUUGUAUUCGGUCCCUGCUCUUGCAACCCUCGCCCACCCUUGCCGAUCAAUCGAUCGCUCGCUACCUUCUUCCCCGUCUAAUUGCCUUCGUGGUAGACACGGAACCAGAGGACCCAGAGAGCGCACGCAAACUCGUAGCGCACAACUUAACGCAGUACGUGGCGACCCUCGGCAGCGGACACACCCAAAUCGCCAUGUCCGUCGUCGCACCAGCUCUGCUCUCCCGCGCGGCUAGCGAGGGCGCAGCGGUAUACCACGAGACGAGCGCGCGGCUGCUCGAGCUAGCCUCGGCCGACCAAGCGGGCUUCAGGGGCGUCGUGGCCGCCAUGAGCGACGGCCAGAGGGCCUUCAUGGAGGAGGUCAUCCGCUCCGGUCGCCAGACUAGCGGCCCUGAGAAGGACGCGGGUAAUAUGGGACAGCCUAGCAUUGCACUGAAGAUGGACUUUGGUGGUUAAUGCCCGGGUAGGUAGGGAAUAGGGGGAGGCAAUGAAUGAAAUGGAUCUAUGGAUGGUCGUUGGAUAGGGGGGUAGGUGUCGAGGUGCUGAGUUGCUGAAGGACUGAGAGGCUGAGGUGCUUAAGAGACGAUGUAUGGUCGGUCAUGUGACUCACGUCGCUUUUGAUGAUGCCUAGGUACUGUUACUGUAGGUCUACAUACCUUGUGGUGGAUCGCAAAUGGACUGUAAAUUGUGGAUGGUGGAUGAUACAUAGAUAUGCGGGUGGCGGUGGCGGGUGGCGGAUGGCGGAUAGAAGAUGAUGAGACAAGACAGGUGUGGUUAAAAGGGGCUAUGUACCUACAUACAUACAUACAUACAUAGGUACAUACGUAGCUAACUUGAAGGUUCAACAUUGACAGGCGGUUAAGAGGGGAAUGCCGCUCGUCAGAUAGGAGGCAAUGUUGGUUGGUGGUGGCGUGGAAAUAAGUAAAUUAGUAAAUACCUAACUAAGUACUACUACCUACUUGAAAUG